Molecule: messenger RNA, 894 nt
Organism: Ornithodoros turicata
Lineage: Eukaryota; Metazoa; Arthropoda; Arachnida; Ixodida; Argasidae
Exons: 1
Coding region: 1-894 (297 amino acids)
Biological process (GO): DNA integration
Molecular function (GO): nucleic acid binding
Source: RefSeq, a predicted model, not a curated record
AUGAAAGAGAUACCCGAUCUAACCUGGGAAAGAGUGGCAUCAGACCUAUUCAGUUUUGAAGGACAAUCAUAUAUUGUCAUAGUAGACAACUAUUCGGGUUACCUGGAUUUCAGAAAACUACGUGGAGAGUCUGCACAGGAAGUUGUCAAUGUCAUGAAGGAAUGGUUAGCCACUCACGGUAUACCAAAGGUCCUUGAAACCGACAACGGCCCCUGCUACACAGCGAAGGAGUUCAAGAACUUCACCAAAGACUGGGAAUUCCAUCAUAUCACCUCAAGUCCGAGAUACCCACAAUCUAACGGCCUCGCUGAACGAGCAGUGCAGACAGCCAAGAGUGUACUUCGAAAAUGUGCCUUAGAUGGAAGUGACAUACAAAUGGCCCUCCUCAACCUAAGAAACACACCAAGGAAUGAAGGGCUGGGAUCACCAGCACAGAGACUGUACAGCCGAAGAACAAAGACUACCAUUCCAAUGCACAGCAAACUACUACAGCCAAAGGUAAUACAAGGUGUGAGACACAAAUUGAAUACAGAACGUGACCGGCAGAAGAGGUAUGGUGAUCAGCACACAAGGCAAGCACCGAAAAUGGCUGUAGGCCAAUCAGUCAAAGUGUGGGAAGGACACAGACACUGGAUCCCUGGUACGGUCAUACGACACUUGGACGAACCCCGUUCGGUAAUUGUUAAAACACAGAAAGGUCUACAUCGCCGCAAUACAUCUUUCGUCCGUCCAACAAAAGCAGAACAGCAGAGGACAGACACUCAGACAAGAAGUGCCGAGCACUGUGUGCCCCAGCAAGUCACCCAUUCAACUUUUGACGACGACACAGAAGACGACAGAACUCUGACCAGGUCUGGUCGCUCUGUCAAGCCUGUCGUGAGACUCAACCUCUAA